AACAGCUCGUGCAGUUGUUAUUUAGGAUGUGUUCCAGCAUGAAGUUAGCGUAAAAACACUGUUGGAGUACAGAGAGCGCUCGAGCGCCACGGAUGGAGCAGCGGCGAGUGAGCGCCCAGCAGCAGAAAGGUCCCGCUCCAGCUGACAUUUUCUACCCCAAAACAGCACCAGGGAACAGUGAAAUUAACCGCAGAAAUGCCGGGGAUGAUGGACAAAGGCUCGGAGUAUUUAGGAAAAGGUCGUUCAAAUGGCACAAAGAGUCCGUCCAAUGCCUCUAACGGACAUUUUUCCGACGAAAGCGGCAGCGACGACGAACACGAUGUUGGGAUGCGGGUCGGGGCUGACUAUCAGGCGAACAUUCCUGAAUUUGAUCCCGGUUCAACCAAGUACACAGAUAAAGACAGUGGAGGGAUGCUGGUCUGGUCUCCCUAUCACACCAUAGUUGACUCCAAACUGGAUGAAUACAUCGCCAUUGCCAAGGAAAAACAUGGAUACAACGUGGAACAGGCUCUUGGCAUGCUCUUUUGGCACAAACACAACAUUGAGAAGUCUCUGGCCGACCUGCCCAACUUCACCCCAUUCCCAGACGAGUGGACGGUGGAGGACAAGGUGCUGUUUGAACAGGCCUUCAGCUUCCAUGGCAAGAGCUUCCACCGCAUCCAGCAGAUGUUGUGUUACUUUUUGGAUUUGAAAAUCAGAAGAUUAUUUACAACCCAAUUAGAAAAUAGAGUCCCAACAUUUUCUGGAGUUGAGUUACCAGAUAAAUCCAUCUCCAGUCUGGUGAAGUACUACUACUCGUGGAAGAAGACUCGCUCCAGAACGAGUCUGAUGGACAGACAAGCUCGCAAACUGGCCAACAGGAGCAAUCAGGACGACAGUGACGAAGAAAUGGAGGAUGCUAAUCCUGUCGAAGCAAACGACAGCGACUAUGAUCCCAGCAAGGAGGCCAAGAAAGAGAACCAACCCGAGCCAGCCAUGCUGGGCUCCAAGGUGGCUUUAGGUCGGCGGGAACACCAGACCCUGCAACACCGACACCACCAGCGCUCCCGCUGCCGUCCACCCAAAGGCAUGUACCUGACUCAGGAGGACGUGGUGGCCGUGUCCUGCAGUGCCUCUGCCGCCAGCACACUCCUCCGUCAGCUGGACAUGGAGCUGGUGUCCCUCAAGAGACAGGUCCAGAACGCCAAACAGAUGAACAGUGGAAUGAAACACAUGUUGGAGGCCGGCAUUGAAGAGUUUCUGCUCCCUGAGUCAAACCAGAAGGUGAACGCUCGCUGGACUACAGAUGAGCAGCUACUUGCUGUGCAAGGUGUCCGAAAAUACGGAAAAGACUUCCAGGCCAUCGCUGACGUCAUCGGCAACAAGACGGUCGGACAGGUGAAGAACUUCUUCGUGAAUUAUCGUCGGCGAUUUAACCUGGAGGAGGUGCUGCAAGAGUGGGAGGCAGAGAAGGGAACCCAAGCUCCCAACGGAGACAGUGCCACCUCUGGAGAGGAGGGCAAGAACAGCUCCACCACUCCGUCAGGGAAGAGCACCGACGAGGAGGAUGAGGAGGGUCAGGUGACCUCUUCAGGUGCGUCCCCUGCUGCCUCCUCUUCUUCAGCUCAGACUCCUGUGACGUCCAGUGCCUCGUCCUCCUCCCUCCACCAGCCUCCUCCCCUCCUGAGGCCCUCUCUGCCAGCCACGCCCUCCUUGCACCGCCAGCCCCCACCCCUCCAACAGCAGGCUCGCUUCCUGCAGCCUCGUCCCAACCUGCAGCAGCCCCCACCUCUCAUCCGCCCCUCCAACCCCAUGCCACCCCGCCUCAACCCGCGCCCUGCUCCCGUGAACCUCGGAGGUAACCCUGUGGGGUCGGGUCCGAGCUCAGCUCAGCAGCCCUCUGGCCUGGCGGUCCAUCAGUCGGACACAGCCUCCUCUUCCUCCCUCCAUUAACUAACGUCAGACUGACUUUCUGUUUCACAACCAGGAGUGUGAAGUCAUUUCGUUUCAAUGUAAAGCUGUUGGUGAGGCUUCUACUUUCAGGUCUUGUGGGGAAGAUCAUCUUCACCACUCUUACACAAAGUGGUAGUUUUAGUAUUUGGUGAAUAAUGUGCUGUGGGCUGGAGUCUGUCUCACCCUUAGGAAACCUGCUUUUAAAGUCAACUUUUGGAUUUUAAAAGUACAACUCAUUUGGUCUCCAGAUGUCUGUAGCAGAUCAUUAAAUCUGAGCCUCGUUGUCAAGAACUUCUCACAUGUGGCUCCUCCAGGUUUUAUUCCUGUGUCCCUGUUCAUCCACAGACUUUCUGUAAAAGAUGGAUGCAGUCAUCCGUUGUGCAGCAUGGAACAAAAUCCGAGAUCAAUGACAGAAAAAUAUAACCAACACUAAAAAACUAAAAACCUAGUAUAUGCUGGCCGUGGAUCCACAUAGAUGGCUGCAGCUAUAUUUGUGCCAUCAUUUUUACUACAGUGUCUCUGAAUGGACAAACAACUUGGUGUGAGAAGAUUAUAAACUGCAGUACCAGCUUUGUCUGAUAGGCGAUAGAGCACUAUUUGGGAUAAGUAAUGCUAUAAAAGGACCAUAGAAGAAGAGAGUACACAUGUACACAAUGUUGAAGUAGUUACCUGUGGUGCAGUCAUCGCUGCACCUGAGGCCACUGAAUCCACUCACAGAUGAAAACAUGUUUGUCUGGAAGAAUUUUGGCCACUGACGGCCACCGUCCAUCAAAUGCUAUACCCAUCUUUUCCAUUAGAUGGCAGUAAUUUUUACACACUGGAUGAUUGAAGUGCACCACAACUUGUCCACAUGGUUUCCUACAUCUUUAUGUGGAUUGAUCAGCUAGUCAGGUUCAGUCCUGAUCCGUGUGCUGGUGAUAAAUUUGAACUCCAUUUUUAUACAAUCAAGUUGCAAGUAUCACCCCGAAACGCCACCCUCUUGUCCUAAUAUGGUCAUUUUUUGUUCUUAAAAGACCACGAGGAGGACAUCCAAUUAUCAGAGUGGAAGCUUAAAAAAGGCAGCUCAGUUGGUGAUGUCACAACGGGCACGUCCAUGUCUUAUAGAAAGUCUGUUUGUCUCGUUACUCUGGACCUCACCAUGUUCACCAACAGAUCUGACUCAUCUGUACUUCCUGAACAUUUUAAGACAUUUCAUGAGUCUCGUGUACGUAGACAAAGAUUUGAGGCGAAGCUUUGAGCUUGUAUGCUAACAUCAGCAUGCUAACAUUAGCAUAAUGACAAUGCUAUAUUAGUUUAUUAGUGUGUGUUAUUCACCAUGUUCACCAUCUUCAUUUAGUGUGUUAGCAUGCUAACAUAGAUGGCAGCACAUGAACAAGUCUGAAAAAUCUCUGAAACCUUUAAAUUCAUCCCAUCCAAGCCGAAACGUUUUCUGUCUGGACUAAACUGAAAGCCAACGUUCCAAAACUGUGAUCCGUGUCAGGGUUCACUUUUUUUUAACCUGCUGACAGGAUAAACCUUUUAGAUUUGAAUGAGUUCAGCAGAUUUUUCUUCAGGAUGAAGUUAGGACUUGGCUCAGUCUUGUUUGUUCAUGUUGUGGUGAAAAUGUAAUGAACACUGCAGCUUUUAUGGGAUGUUAGUAUGACUGUAAACUGUUACAGUCAUAAUAUGUUAUGUUAUGUUGUUAUGUGUCCAGAAGAUCCUUCUCACAACUUCCUGUGUUUCCCCUUUACAGACAUCUUUCAGACCAAACUCUUAAGUACCUUCUGACUGUCUCACUCUGAGUUCUCUCAAAUUGUACAUUUAAAAACAAAAAACACUCACUAAUGUGUAUUUUCUGAGGUAUUUUCUGCAGGUUUUAAAGAACAAACAGGAAAACUUUGCCUGUAGUUUGCUCCAGCUGCUGCGCUCUCAGUAUUUUUGCCAGCAGCUGAAUCUGAGUGUUCGUGAUAACUCAGACUACACGGGGGAUUUAUAGGGAGGAACGUGCAGAACGUCACCAGUGUCAUGUUUUAACACGCUUAUUACAACGCUGCUUUCCCGUCUCCAUGGUAACCAGACGUGCAUAGCUUCUCCAACGGGCAGGAUGAUUAUCAAACUGAAGCAGAAUUACACAUCAGCAUUAGAAUCUGUAACCUCGUCAAUCCAGACCGGUCAACACUAACCGUUUAACCGAACCAAACUAUUGUAAUGUUUUAGUUGUUGAGCUUUUUGUUUUCCGUCGUCAUUUCAUGGUCCUGGACUCAUCGUGUGCCGUUAGCUGUCCGUUAUUUAUUCUCCUCUUUACUUACACCUUACUGGUGCUACCAGUUUAAACUUUGUGUUUAAAAAUCCUUUUGAAAGUGCUCUUAAUACUUUUUUGGACAAACAUAUAAGAGUGUUUGAUGUAACUGGAAUCAUACGUACAUGGUGUCUUUUGAGUUUCAGUAGAACUGAUGUAAAGAUUAAGCUGCUACAGUGUUUUGACUGUUCUCAUUAAAAACUCCAUUUC
This is a messenger RNA of Melanotaenia boesemani (Boeseman's rainbowfish), 4420 nucleotides long. It is a transcript of the gene rcor3, whose product is annotated as REST corepressor 3. The record is from RefSeq and is a predicted model, not a curated record. Gene Ontology annotation, cellular component: transcription regulator complex; histone deacetylase complex. Gene Ontology annotation, molecular function: transcription corepressor activity. The coding region runs from base 196 to 1932 and encodes 578 amino acids. The transcript is spliced from 14 exons. NCBI's taxonomy places the organism in Eukaryota, Metazoa, Chordata, Actinopteri, Atheriniformes, Melanotaeniidae. Gene Ontology annotation, biological process: regulation of transcription by RNA polymerase II; negative regulation of DNA-templated transcription.